Molecule: messenger RNA, 2478 nt
Organism: Darwinula stevensoni
Lineage: Eukaryota; Metazoa; Arthropoda; Ostracoda; Podocopida; Darwinulidae
Source: the annotation of a GenBank genome assembly
AUGGGUUCGCCGGGGACGGACCGUGGUGAUACCCUUUACGUCCGCCGGGAGUUGCCUUCCAUCUCCGUCUCCCCGCCCACCAAACUCGAGUGUUACGUGAGACAGCGAGUGAUGGAAGUGGAGGCUGCGGCGGGCAGCGAGAAAUCCCCUCCUCCGGCCCCACCGUUCCGGCCGUCGAACGAAGACAUGGCAUUCGCAGAGCCUCAGCACCACGUUCGUCAUCACCGUCAUCACCAUCAUUACCGGAGGAAGAAGAGGAAAGGGGAAGAGGAGGAAGACGAGGGGAGGAAGCGGAAACACGAGCGGAGUUCCGCAGGUAUAACGCUGUCCACAAUGAAGCCCAAGCUCCUUCGAACUGUCGCAGAUUUGUGGCCUACGUACUGGGAGACGUACGAGGGUCACCCGGAGCAGGAUAGCCUGGACGGGAAUGUGCCAAGCGGAUCUAAUACAGCUCAAGGAGGUUUCUCAACAGACCCAGGAGGGAAUCACAAUAAUACGAGCAGCAGCCUGCAGAAGAAAAAGGACCUUGGGACAUUUUCCAGUGCUUUGGUCCCUUCUUCCGGACUUAAACGAAGCAAGCACAAGAAGAAGCACAAGAAGACGAUUCUGAGUACUUCGGAUUCUUUGGCCGAACCGAUCGAAAUGCAUUCCGGUGGCAUCAGGGACAAACGACAGCCCAGGCCAUGGAUCUGGGUGUCACUGAGUGCGAUGUACGGGAAAUUAAUCGUCCUCUGUGCCCUGGCCUUCUGCCUCACCGAAGUUAUGGACAAUUCCGUCAAGCCUCUACAAUAUCAGGGAAUCUUCGUGAUGUACCUGUACGUGGGGAGCAUCAUAUCGAUCAUGUGCAUAUACAUCACUGUACUGGUGGACAACUGCCCGAGCCUCACGAAAGGGAGCAGGGAAGAGCUGGCCGCCGCAGAAGAGGGUGAAGUAGAGAGCACCCGUGGUGGAACUGGAGGGGAUUCUGGCGGAGGUACCCUCAGGAACUGGAGUGGCACCCUAAGACGAGCUCAUAUAUCGCGCUCUCGAAUCUCCCGCACCAGCUUUUAUCUCCGCGUUGGAGCCAUCGUGUUUGGUCUGGGGACGCUGGUGUUCACGGGUCUGGAGAUCGCGAUGCACACGACGACAGAGGAAAGAUGCGUGAGCGACAUCAUCUUCGCACAUCCCAUCCUCCAAGCCCUCUUCACCUUCCUCCAAAUGCACUUUCUCUUCGUCAACUCCGAGGUGAUCGUGGAGAGGUUUGGGGUGGCGGCCCGAUUCGGGCUGAUUCACUUGGUAGCCACGAAUGUGGCCCUUUGGAUCCAGAUGGUUGUCUGGGAAAGUGCCAACGAUUGGCUUCGAUGGACCUAUGACACAAUCCAGGUCAAAGGUCACAGUGUCGUGGAGCGAGACCUCCCAGCUUCCACAUCCCAACACCUUCUCGCUCUCCCUAAGGACCAGCUACCCGACUCGGCCGUAAGGGAUUGCGAGUGCAACGGGACGAUGUAUGGAAGCAUCUCACACGCCCAGAAGAUGAUCGACCUCUACGAAUGCCUAAAUCGGAAUAAACUGGGUCAAAUAUGGUCCAGUUCGACACCUUAUCUUUUCCCUUUCAUCGUUGAGUACAGACUGAAAGUCGCAAUUCAUUUCAGCUUGAUCGCCGCCGCCGUCACGUACAUCAUGUGGAAAAACGUAGGGAAAGCCAAGGAAGGUCGAGAGACGGGAUUGAGCAAGGCGAAACUGAGUGGGCUGGCCUCUGACCUCGCCGGGGACGGCACUCUCGACCCCCGAAAGCGGAGCCAAGGUCAUUGGAAGGUGGACUGUCAGAGCUCGUCCAAAGGAUUGUUUUUGGGUCUCCUUUGCCUCGUGGGCGGCGUCGUCGUACUCAUCAUCUUCUACAUCAUGAAGGGACACUUCGAGGCCAAGGAACAGCUCUUUUACAUGUACACCAUCACGGAGAUUUCUCUCUUGGGUCUCUGCAUUCUCGUCUCCAUCGUCGGCUUUAUCCAAAUCCCCAAGCUCUCCCUGUCGGGGAAGAAACCCUUGGAUUUGGAUCGUCUCUUGUCGUCCACGACGAUCGUGGGCGUCUAUGUAUUCGCCAUUUUCGGGAUCCUGGUCGGCGUCAGCGGAAAGAUAGAGGAAAAUCCUCAUAUCCUCCUCAUCUCCCUUCAGGGUCUUCAGAUCAUUCAGGUCUCCAUGCAGGCCCUGUUGACCAAUGAGGCUUCACGGCGAACCUGCCUCACCCGACAAGAAAUGAGGACCAAACCCGGACGACAGGUGGUGACGUUCCUGCUGUUCGGAAACGCGACCCUGUGGUUGUUGGACACGUUCCUCACACACGACGUGGUCGCCCAGGAGCUGCAGAUCGCUUUCUAUGGCAACCUGACUUGGGGAAUCAUUUGUCGCAUCUCUUUGCCGCUGCUCAUCUUCUAUCGAUUCUACUCCUCCGUCGCCCUCAUUGAAAUCUGGAAAAACACGUACAAGACGAAAACAGAUUGA